GUUAAACCUUUCACAUUCUCAUCUCUCUCUUGAAAUUUUUCUGUGUUUGUGUGGAUCAUCACCACCAACCAAAUACCAAUCUGUUCUCUUCUUCAUAAAGCAACUGACUUUGAUAGCUUCAUAUCUUUGAAGACAAUCCAUGGCCCCACAAAACUAGUUUCUCUCUCUUUCACUUUCUCUCUCCUCACUCACUCUGCACUGAAGUGUUGUUUAGCUUAAAAAACUAGUACUUUACCUCAUAAUAUCACUCACAUUCACACCUUCAACACCUUCAAAUUGUUCAAAGGUUGUGUUGGUGAUGAAUGAACUUUUCAUAGAGUGAAGAAGAAAAAUGGUGGGAACUCCAAUGAAUGGAAGAAGGCUUUCUUUUGGAUUUGGUAAUGGUGGACAUGAUCUUGGUCCAAGUAGUACUCCACCAAGCAAUGCUGGUUCUGAUUAUGGAAGCUACAUAGAUUUCACAAGAGAAGAUGUUGAGGCUUUGUUGAAUGAGAAAUCUAAAAGGAAAGACAGAUUUAAUUACAAGGAAAGAUGUGAAAAUAUGAUUGAUUAUAUAAAAAGGCUCAAGGUUUGCAUCAGAUGGUUCCAAGAUCUUGAGUUGAGCUACUCAUUAGAGCAAGAGAAGUUGAAGAGUUCAUUGGAAUUGUCCCAACAAAAAUGUGUGGAAAUAGAAUUGCUGCUCAAAAUCAAGGAAGAGGAGUUGAAUUCAAUUAUUACAGAAAUGAGAAGGAAUUGCACUUCUUUGCAAGAGAAGUUAGUGAAGGAAGAAACAGAAAAGGCGGCUGCAAUGGAAUCUCUUAUUAAAGAAAGAGAGGCUAGGCUUGACUUUGAAAGGUCGCAGACAACACUAUCAGAAGAUCUCGGUAGAGCUCAACGUGAGCUUGAAACUGCAAAUCAGAAGAUAGUAUCACUCAAUGACAUGUAUAAGCGAUUACAAGAGUAUAUAACAAGCUUGCAGCAGUACAAUGGAAAACUUCAUUCUGAACUUUCUACAGUGGAAGGUGAUCUCAAGCGUGUAGAGAAAGAGAAAGCGACCGUAGUGGAAAAUCUUACAAUGUUAAAGGGCCAACUAGCUCUGUCUAUGGCUUCUCAAGAAGAAGCUACAAAACAGAAGGAUGCUUUUGCUAGUGAAGUUACAUCCCUUCGAAGCGAGUUGCACCAAGUGAGGGAUGAUCGAGACCGCCAAAUUUCUCAAGUGCAAACUUUAAGUACUGAAAUAGUGAAGUUCAAAGAUUCUUCAGAAAAGUCUGGUUCCGAAGUGAACAACUUGACCAUGAAAACAAAUGAGUUGGAGACAAAAUGUACGUUGCAAGAUAAUCAUAUAAAGGAGUUACAAGAGAAGCUAACUCUUGCAGAGAACAAACUGGAGGUUUGUGAUAUAUCCGCAAUUGAGACAAGAACAGAAUUCGAAGGACAACAAAAACUCGUAAAUGAGUUACAAAAACGAUUGGCAGAUGCAGAAUACAAACUUAUAGAAGGGGAGAAGCUGAGGAAAGAAUUACAUAAUACAAUUUUGGAACUGAAAGGGAACAUUCGUGUGUUCUGUAGAGUGCGACCUUUGUUACCUGAUGAGAGUUGCAGCUCAGAAGGCAAGAUUAUAUCUUAUCCUACCUCCAUGGAAGCUUCUGGACGAGGCAUUGAAUUAACACAAAACGGUCAAAAACAUUCUUUCACAUUUGAUAGAGUUUUUGCACCUGAUGCAUUACAAGAAGAAGUAUUUACGGAAAUUUCACAACUUGUGCAAAGUGCUCUUGAUGGUUAUAAGGUUUGCAUUUUCGCAUAUGGUCAGACAGGUUCAGGGAAAACCUAUACAAUGAUGGGCAGGCCUGGACAUCUCGGAGAAAAGGGUUUGAUACCUCGUUCGCUAGAACAAAUAUUUCAAACAAGACAGUCUCAACAACCGCAGGGCUGGAAAUAUGAAAUGCAGGUGUCAAUGUUGGAAAUAUACAAUGAAACGAUUCGUGAUUUGUUGGCUACAACAAAUAAGUCCCCAUCAGACACAACCCGUGCAGAAAAUGGUACUCCUGGGAAGCAAUACUCAAUCAAGCAUGAUGCCAGUGGAAAUACUCUUGUUUCUGAUCUUACCGUGGUAGAUGUUGAGAGUGUAAAAGAGGUCGCAUUUCUUUUAAAUCAAGCGGCAAAUAGCAGAUCUGUGGGAAAAACUCAGAUGAAUGAACAAUCUUCAAGAAGUCAUUUCGUAUUCACUCUUCGAAUAUACGGUGUAAAUGAGAGCACGGACCAACAAGUACAAGGUGUUCUAAAUCUCAUUGAUCUUGCUGGGAGUGAGCGUCUUUCAAGGAGUGGCUCAACUGGAGACCGAUUGAAAGAAACUCAAGCAAUAAAUAAAAGUUUAUCAUCAUUAAGUGAUGUUAUAUUUGCGUUGGCCAAGAAGGAGGAUCAUAUUCCAUUCAGGAACUCAAAGCUUACAUACCUACUUCAGCCUUGUCUAGGUGGAGACUCAAAGACAUUAAUGUUUGUAAACAUUGCUCCUGACCAAGCUUCAUCUGGAGAGUCACUAUGCUCGCUCCGGUUUGCUUCAAGAGUAAAUGCUUGUGAAAUCGGGACACCUCGCCGCACCACCAACGGUCGCCCUACAGAAUCUCGCUUGAGCUAUUUCUAAUCUCACCACAAAUGAAAUCAUGAAUAUAUUGUUUAACCUGCUUGGAGGAGUCAAUUUGCUUGGCCUAUGUGACCACUACAAUAACCAAAAUUAGCUUUAAUUCUAAAUUUCUAACAUCAUACAUAUAGCUUGUAUAGUGAAGAGGUUACCAAGUACUAUGCAUUUAGUUAAAAACACUUCCAUGUUCUAUUAGUUUCAUUUGCAAUUCUGUUUAAUGUUGUAUAAUCAUAAUUUCAUUCCUUAUAUUAUGAGUAAACAACUAGACAUGUUUCUUAGUGUCAA
This is a messenger RNA of Medicago truncatula (barrel medic), 2899 nucleotides long. RefSeq names its product kinesin-like protein KIN-14N. The coding region runs from base 332 to 2617 and encodes 761 amino acids. The record is from RefSeq and is a predicted model, not a curated record. NCBI's taxonomy places the organism in Eukaryota, Viridiplantae, Streptophyta, Magnoliopsida, Fabales, Fabaceae. Gene Ontology annotation, biological process: microtubule-based movement. The transcript is spliced from 17 exons. Gene Ontology annotation, molecular function: microtubule motor activity; ATP binding; microtubule binding.